AUGGUCUUCUCUCUCGACUCCUUCUCUCUUCGUGUUUGUGUUCACCUCGAUGUGCAGUUCCUUUGUUUGUUUGACCAGACCGUUCGUGCUCUAAUUACAUUAAUCUUACUCACUUUCGUUGCACCGUUAUGUACGGACACGUUUGGUCGUUACAGGCACAGCACAACUGCCAAAGACGUUUACCAUCCUCAUCAGAAACGAAAUAACAGCAGAAACGACCAUAACAGCAACGCACGCAAUCCACGUCGGGAGCGGAAACAGUUCAACGACUUUGGCAACAGGAGAGAUCCAGCUCACCUGACGGUUCCACCUUGCAAGAUUGACCACCGUGAAUUCAACGCUCCAGCACGUAACGAUGAUGCAGAGAAUAUCUCCGCUGUACGUGUACAAGAGUCGAUCGCCAGCCGUGCUUCCCGCCGCCGCAUCCUCCAGGGGGUUAUGUCUCCAUGCGAAAGAACAAAGUACGGGCAAUAUCCACCCUAUGCGCUAUGCUUGCCCAGAAUCCUAAAAACCCUAGCCGGCCCUUCCCAGGUCUCUCACGCGCCUUACAUUGGUCUGGAACGCUAUCUUCGCGAUAUGCAUCCCCGUCUUGUGCGCGUAAGCGGUGCUCAUUCACAUCUCAACAGUCGCGACAGAGCGUCUGACUAG
This is a messenger RNA of Aureobasidium subglaciale EXF-2481, 648 nucleotides long. RefSeq lists its product as uncharacterized. The record is from RefSeq and is a predicted model, not a curated record. Lineage: Eukaryota; Fungi; Ascomycota; Dothideomycetes; Dothideales; Saccotheciaceae. The transcript has a single exon. Bases 1 to 648 code for a protein of 215 amino acids.